This is a messenger RNA of Paralichthys olivaceus (Japanese flounder), 2077 nucleotides long. The record is from RefSeq and is a predicted model, not a curated record. NCBI's taxonomy places the organism in Eukaryota, Metazoa, Chordata, Actinopteri, Pleuronectiformes, Paralichthyidae.
GCGAAUUCAUUAAAGCUCUGUACGAGUCGGACGAGAACUGUGAGGUUGAUUCCAGUCGUUGCUCUGGCAGUGAUCUGGCUGAACAUCAGAGUAACCUGAAGAUGUGCUGCGAGCUGGCGUUCUGCAAGAUCAUCAACUCGUACUGCGUGUUUCCUCGGGAGCUGAAGGAAGUUUUCGCUUCGUGGAAGCAGCAAUGUGUCGCUCGCGGCCACCAGCAGGACAUCAGCAAGCGUUUGAUCAGUGCCUCGCUGUUCCUGCGCUUCCUCUGCCCCGCCAUCAUGUCGCCGUCGCUCUUCAACCUGAUGCAGGAAUAUCCCGACAACCGGACGUCCCGCACACUCACGCUCAUCGCCAAAGUCAUCCAGAACCUCGCCAACUUCACCAAGUUUGGAAACAAAGAGGAGUACAUGGCGUUCAUGAACGACUUUCUGGAGCACGAGUGGGCGGGGAUGAUGCGUUUCCUGUCAGAGAUCUCUAACCCGGAAACUCUAUCGAACACGCCGGGCUUCGAAGGUUACAUCGACCUCGGCCGCGAGCUGUCAGUCCUGCACGCUCUGCUGUGGGAGGUGGUGUCACAGCUCGACAAGGCCACCGUAGCAAAGCUGGGCCCACUGCCGAGGAUUCUGGGAGAUAUCUCUCGCUGCCUUGCCGCCCCGACGCCGGUGCAGCAGCAGCUGCGGCGUUUCCAGGACCACAGCUCCGCCCACAACAUCAGCGGCAGCCUGUCGUCAGGGUUACACCGAAUCUUUGAGGACCCCACCAACAGUCACUGUGAGGUCCGCAGCCUUCAGUCUCCGUGCAGUGAUCUGAUGGAUGGUCAUGUUCGAGGUCAGCGCCCCCUGCUGGCUCAGCAGCAUCCUUCAAUCCACAGCAGCUUCUCUGAUCAGGAGGAGCGAGACAACCUGCUGCUAAACGGACGCAGCAUCUCCCUGGUCGACCUGCAGGACGCUCAGAGCCCGCACGCCCCUGCAGGGCCCCCACCGCACCACGAGGCCCCACCCCGCCUUAGCAGGGUCGGCUCCCAGGCCUCUCUCGGACACGGCCCACCCCCACUUACCUACCCCCACUCCAACCCCCUGACCCCCCAGCCAGCGCCGCACCAGCCUAAGGCGUCGGCCAGAGACGGCCAGCCACAGAGCGCUCCACAGGUGAGGCGGCCGCUGCAUCCCUCCGUCAGCCAACAGCGUAGCCUGCAGCCACUGUCCUUCCAGAACCCUGUCUACCACCUGAGCAACCCCGCCCACAGCCUGUCCACACGCUCCGCCCACUCGCUGCGGCAGGACUCCAGCUCAGAGAACCUGAGCACAGAGAGCUCCCACAACAGCCACAGCAACUCUGAUGACUACGGCAGCCAGGUGGGGGUCAAAGGUCGAGUGCCGUCCAACAGCAGCCUGGACGAGCUUGGCAGCAGGCGGAGCACGCAGAGCGAGGAGUGUUCGACGCCGCGCCGCCACGCACUGCCUGACCUUCCGCCCGGCACUGCCACAGCAGUUGCCAUCCCUCGUCAAAGCACGACGGCGGGCACCGCCCACAUCGUCAAGGUGGAACAGCAGAGCAGAGGAGGGGUUGGUGCCAGGACGCCACGCUCUCUCCCACACAGUGCGUCGUUACGCAGCAGCAGCAGCGCCAAUACUGAGCCGACACCCACCGUCAGCCACGUCAACCAUCAGCAGUCAACCUGCUCUGUGGAGAACAUGGCUCCGCCUCCAAAAAGUGCCACCAAACCGCCACAGGUGGCGUCUCCGGUGGAUGCGGUGGCGGUGGCGAUGUCUCCAGUGGAGAGGACGGCGGCCUGGGUCCUCAACAACGGCCAGUACGAAGAGGAGGAGGGAGGAGGGGAGAGGAGCAGAGAGGAGGGGCGGAGCACCGAGAAGUACGAGCUGGAGAUAUCUCGGCUGAAGGAGCGUCUGCGAGUUUCCGGUCGGCGUCUGGAGGAGUACGAGCGGCGGCUGCUGGCUCAGGAGCAGCAGAUGCAGAAGCUGCUGCUCGAGUAUAAGAACCGUCUGGAGGACAGCGAGGAGCGACUGAGACGGCAGCAGGAGGAGAAGGACAAUCAGAUGAAGAGCAUCAUCUGCAG